UGAUGGAGACGAGAGGUUUGGGGGUUUCCCCGGGAUUUCACGCUUUUGCCGGGUUGAAACGAUUGCAGACCGUCAAUAUAGAGCCGCCGUGGGGGAAGUGUAACAGAUCUCUGCGUCUGGAUCAUUACCCCCAGUACACGUUCUCCGGGUGUAUCAUUGAAUGUAAACUUCAGAAGGCUGUGGAAAAGUGCGGCUGCAAACCUUUAGAAUACCCAGGUCCCUAUCCUGUGUGCAGCCCGCGGGAAAUUCAAGAAUGUGUACAAGAAGAAAUGCGUAUCAUAAACCAGGACUUUUCGAAGCAUUGUUCUGGGUGCACUGUGCCGUGUUACAGUACCAACUACAACAUACAGCUGUCUUACGUGGCCCUACGGAAUGCUACAAUGCACCACAAGUAUGGGCAGCAUAUUAUUCCAUCAGGGUAUAGCGGAGACUACGUACAGGACAAUCUUCUGGCGCUUGAUGUAUAUUACGAAGAACUCAACCUUGAGUCCAUGGAACAAAAGAAGGCGGUAGAAGAGUCGGGACUAUUGAGUGAUAUCGGAGGCCAACUGGGGCUAUUCAUGGGGUUUAGUGCACUAACAUUUAUAGAGUUUUUCGAGUAUAUCAUUCUCAAAUUUCGCAGACUGACACGCAGAAGAAAGCUCAUUGAGCCUAUAGUUUGAGGAGGGGUGUAAAGGAACUCAAAAUGUUUGGUACCACACAUAGGCUAUUGAUAUAAUAUAAUUAAAAUUUACUUGUUGACUUAACAGCUGCAAAACUCAUUGAUUACAAAGAGUAUAAAUCGUCAAGAUGUGUGGGGUAUGAUAUAAUAGCCUAUAGCUUGCUGCACAGACAUGAGUCAAAUUUGAAGGUUUCUUCGCCAUUUAAAAAAUAAACUUUGAUCCAUACUACAUACAUGUACCUCAGCAUCAAUUCGGACAAUAAAACAUACGCCUGCAUGUAAUUCCUACAGGGAAAAACUAUAACUAUCCUGCAAAGAAAUAUAAUUUAAUAGAGCAUUCGGCCAUUGGAUAAGCAGUAAUUCCCACAUGGGCAAAAUAUAUGCAUUUUAUGAUACAAACGCAAUGGAACUGUGAUAUCGAUCUUGAAUUCACAUAUUUAUUGGAAACGCCUGGAAACUUCGAUCUUGAAUAUUUCGAUAGUAUAUAAUUCAAACGUUAGGUGAAUUGCAAACUAUGAGGCAUGUUAUUCAAUACAUCGGUGCACACAUUAAAGUCUUUGUAUAUGUUGACCGUAUGUACAUAAGUGCACA
This is a messenger RNA of Lingula anatina, 1252 nucleotides long. Its product is annotated as acid-sensing ion channel 2-like. Gene Ontology annotation, biological process: sodium ion transmembrane transport. Gene Ontology annotation, molecular function: ligand-gated sodium channel activity. NCBI's taxonomy places the organism in Eukaryota, Metazoa, Brachiopoda, Lingulata, Lingulida, Lingulidae. The record is from RefSeq and is a predicted model, not a curated record. Gene Ontology annotation, cellular component: plasma membrane.